Phycodurus eques (leafy seadragon) is the source of this 2806-nucleotide messenger RNA. RefSeq lists its product as uncharacterized. The record is from RefSeq and is a predicted model, not a curated record. NCBI's taxonomy places the organism in Eukaryota, Metazoa, Chordata, Actinopteri, Syngnathiformes, Syngnathidae. The transcript has 11 exons. The coding region runs from base 848 to 2200 and encodes 450 amino acids.
CACUGCGCGUGCGCGCUGCGGAUCAUCAUUUAUACGCGUUUAUCCCCAUUCAUGUCAAACAUUCCUGAAUAUAUUCUUGUGGACUUGUUUCCGGCGUAUCCUGCAGGAGAAGAUGUCUCACUGCGCCCUGGUCGCAAUGCUCUGCAGCCUCCCUCUUGCUGUGGAACUGCCUCAACAGCUCCUGUGGCAGACCGUGCUUCUUCAGAAGCCGCAGGUCUUGAAGGUCUCGACGGUUGACACGGGGCAGUUGGACAGCGUGAGGGGCAGCUCUGGCGAAGGAUGCCUCCUGAAGUCCACGAUCAUCUCUACAGUCUUGAGCGUGUUCAGCUCCAGGUUGUGUCGGCCGCACCACAUGGAGAUGAUGUGGUGUACCUCAGCCUCACCUGCUUUGUCCUGCCUGUCAGGAAACUAUAAAUCCACUGGCAGAUGGCAGAUAACACAAUAUUGAAAAAGACUUCAAGGCUAUAUCUCAAGUUCUGAAAUAUUCAGUACAAAAUUGUUCACUGUCUUUGCACAUUUUCAGCACUUCAACCAUAUUUUUAUAUCUUUAGAAACAAAUCACGAAAUUCACUUUACAGGCUGUCUAACUUGUUAAAGGGUCAUUCAUGACACUAGUGGGUAUUGCACUGUGUUUGGUGAAUAAACAUAAUUUUACUUCUUUACAGGUUGGGUCAUACUGGGUGACAGAGAAGAAGUCCAGAUAGUUUGCGCCGGGAAGGAAUUCAGUUUGCCGGUCUACUCUACAUCAAGAACCGUGACUUUUACUCCGAACACUGCAGGACCGAGGCGUGUUCUCCUCGAGAAGACAAUUGUGAAUGACGCUCGUUUUGAGUGGACUAAAGACAAAAUGCUGGUCCUGAAAAAUGUGACUCAUGCGGACCAGGGACUUUAUUCUAUCAAACUGUCUUCUGGAUUCACCUAUGAGACUGUUCGUCUGACGGUUUCAGAAUGCAUCAAGUCAUACUACAGAAACUAUGGAGAAAACUUUGAGCACAAUAUCCCUGAGAACGGCUUCGUACUGGAGUUUGCUCCCCGAGGCGCUCCAGCCGAGGCGAUGCCAAUAGUCCUGUGGAACCGAACCGAUCCUGAUACUGGCAUUGUGGGUCGGGGCCGGUUGCUACGAGACAGGAGGGUCUGGGUGGCAGACAGAGUCACGCAAGCCGACCAAGGCAACUACACAGUGAGAGACGCUGAGGGGAAAGUGUUGUCUCGCAGCACCCUCACUGUCCGUGGACACACUUUCAAUGUGACCCGCUUCACCAAAGAGUCUCUGAACCUCCCCCUCUUCCUCCCCGUGCCACGUGCCUACCUUAUCUUCACCCCCACCCGACACCCUGACGAAUCCUCGUUGGGUCCUUUCGACUCCAAGCCCCCCCGCGGUCCCGUGCAGUUAAUGCGCGAGGGCCACAUCACCGACCACGACAUGCGGUACAGGGGUCUGGUCUCCGUGGGCAGGAACGGAUCCGUCAACGAAGUGGUCAUAGCGAGGUUGACCUCGAGGCACGAUGGCGUCUAUGAGAUCAGAGACAUUAAUGGCAACCUGGUGUCUUCCACCUUAUUGCAGGUGAUUGAAAGGGGGGGCAGGUGGCGAGCUCUUCUCAAGUCCAUCACUGUCCCUUCCGGCAUGUUUGUGUCGCUGGCCGGUUUCAUCCUGUUCAUGAAGCGCUACCCCAACUGCAGCCUGUCGCAGAUCAUCGCCUGCCUCAGGACGAACCGCACGCCACAAGCCCAGCCCCCGAGGGUCAACAUCCAGAACUACAGCCAGCCAAGCCCUCAGCCUGCAGGCUACUAUAAUCACGGCCAGCAGCAGGGGACGCCGAGAAAAUGGACCCCGAGAGCCAGUCCGGUUCAUACUGGUUACACUCCCGUUACGGUAGGAACUCCACCUUGGCUCACUCCUGUUCAUGCGAGGGCUGAAAAUGUUGAAGGACAAAGAUCCCCUUCUCUGAGCUCCCCCUGUCGCAAUUCUUCUGCCGAGCAGGAAAUACCUCACGAGGAAGAGAGGAGGAUUUCCUUUCCAGUGGCUGGAGCAUCAGAUUGCCUGCAGUCUUCCGAAGGUUGCGUUCAAUUCCAGAUCAAUAAGAAAGCAGUUCAAGAAAGGCAGAGCAACACGAAUGAAUUUUAUUCCGCGCUGCCGCUGGACACGGAUACGUCCGAUGCCUGCAGUGUUUACACUUCCGAGAAGCUGAACUUCUUAUAGUGCAUGGAGAGGUGGCAGAGAAGCAUGCAUGAGAAGAAACAACUCACCUGUGCCUUUUGCAACGAAGCCUAUAUUGUACUUCCAGCGGUUUGACAUCCAUCCAUGCAUGUCAUUAUUGUCCGUGUAAUGGUAUUUUUGAAGCAUGAGCUGAAUAUUAUCCUUUCUGCUUCAUACAUUUAUUCACUCUGACUGUGCCGGACAUUCUCAAGUCUCUGCUGUCCUCGGAUGCUACCUACCUCCAGACCCUCAGGACCACCGUGAUAUGCACUGUAUAUAUUUGCUGAAUCUGUGUUUGCGUGUGCGCUCGGUGAACUCUCCGCAUAUAUAGGGCUUUAAGUAGAAAUUUGGCCAUUUGAUAUUAGCGUUUGCAAAAGGGAAUAUUAACUUAUUGUACUAAUAUCGUGAAGGCAUUUAUUCUUGUCUUCAUGUUGAUCUCUUCUAUUAUCAUGUGUCUGUGAUGUAAGAUCAUUUUACCAUAAUAACUCCUGAGGCACUGUACAACUGUUUAACAUGAUGUAAAACGUUCCACCAAGUAUUGCAACAUCCUGUGAACCUUGUCAAGACCAAAAUAUCGACCACCAAAUUCCUCCAAGUGACGGAAAUGGC